CUUUUGGAGACAGAAGUGAAAGUGAGUGCCGGUGGGUGACGUGGAUAGCUGCGACCGGCCAACUCAGUAGAGUUGUAAACAAGCAUCGUUCAAAACAUUCUUCUCUGUUUUGUAAUCCGGGGUCCGUAAAAUCGGAUCAAGUGCAAGUGCAAUGCAAGCGAUAAGCCGUGCCGUAAUUAAUCUCCGUCCAGCCAGAACUAUCAACCGAUUUGCAGUAGCUGACAGAAGUAUCAAAACAAGCGCAAGUGCUAGUUACAUCAGCUGGAACCGAAGAGGACAAGGUCAGGACCAUCGUCAACGGCAACACAGCACCGGUUCGGUGCUCGGUACAGCUGCCCUGUCCGGUUUGAUCAGUGGCCUCUUUCUACGUACAGCCGAAGAAGAUCAUGACCGUCAAGAUCGCCGCAAGUUCUCGCUCUUCCCCAGCGUAUCCGCCGCGACCACCUUCAAGGACCUCAAAGGGCGCCGAGCGAUGCACAAUUUCAUAGCGGACGUCGUAGACGUGUCGGCCCCCGCUGUGGUCUACAUCGAAAUCAAAGACACCCGCCACUACGACUUCUUCUCCGGCCAACCGGUUACGAUCUCCAACGGGUCCGGCUUCAUCGUCGAGGAGGACGGCCUCAUCCUGACAAACGCCCACGUCGUCAUCAGCAAACCGAACGCGAUGGUGACGGUCAAGCUGCUCGAUGGGCGAACGUUCCCCGGAACCGUCGAGGACGUCGACCCCAACUCGGACCUCGCCACCGUACGCAUCAAGUGCAAAAGCCUCCCCGUCAUGAAGCUCGGCAAAUCGUCGGACCUACGCUCGGGAGAGUGGGUGGUCGCCCUGGGGAGUCCCCUGGCGCUGAACAACACGGUCACCGCCGGUGUCGUAAGUUCCACGCAACGUGCUUCGCAGGAGCUCGGACUGCGCGGCAAGGACAUCAACUACAUUCAAACGGACGCGGCGAUCACGUUUGGAAAUUCCGGAGGUCCGCUGGUCAACCUGGACGGAGAGGCCAUCGGAAUCAACAGCAUGAAGGUGACGCCCGGAAUAAGUUUUGCGAUCCCGAUUGAUCACGCGAGGGAGUUUUUGCUGAAGGGGGCCGAUCGGAGGAAGGCGAAGGGAUUUAGCACCGAGAAGAUACCGGUGCGGAGGUACAUGGGAAUUACGAUGCUAACGCUGACGGCGGAGAUUUUGCGUGAGUUGAGGCAGCGGAGUCACAACGUGCCGGAUAGCGUGAGGAACGGGAUUCUGGUGUGGAAGGUGAUACAGGGAUCGCCGGCGCAUGUUGGCGGCCUCUACCCAGGCGACAUCAUCACCAGCAUCAAUGGGCACGAGGUCAAGAACUCCGGCGACGUGUACGAACUGCUGUCGGCAAAGGAACGCGAACUGAACAUCACCAUCUACCGGGGCGUGGAUCGCAUGACGGUGAAGGUCACGCCGGAGGACGCGGAUGCAAUUUAAGGAAAAAGAAAUGAAAAUCGGACGAAUACUUUCACAGACAUUUACAUUUAUUUAAUUUAUUUUUAACCAUCCUGUAAAUACAUUUACGGUUUGUAUAGUUUUACAACGCAACAGACACGAAACACACACGCGAUCGCACGAAAACUGCCUCUAGAAUAAAUUUUUACAUCAAUA
Culex quinquefasciatus (southern house mosquito) is the source of this 1621-nucleotide messenger RNA. It is a transcript of the gene HtrA2, whose product is annotated as serine protease HTRA2, mitochondrial. The record is from RefSeq and is a predicted model, not a curated record. Bases 152 to 1447 code for a protein of 431 amino acids. The transcript is spliced from 2 exons. Gene Ontology annotation, biological process: programmed cell death; positive regulation of apoptotic process; proteolysis. Lineage: Eukaryota; Metazoa; Arthropoda; Insecta; Diptera; Culicidae. Gene Ontology annotation, molecular function: protein binding; serine-type endopeptidase activity.